AUGCAAUAAAAUCCAAAACCUCUACUAAUUAUCGACUCCAGAUACGCUCUCUACGACUCACGACAAAAAAGAACAUACAAAUAUAAUACUGUUCUUCAGAAAUCCUUCAUAUUACUUCAACAGCAUUUUCAAAUAUUAGUCAUCUUUUGUCACUCUAAACCUAAUACUAAUGAGUUUUUUUACAAUGAAUUUCACAAGAAUUUUCAGGGAAUCGACUCAAAAUAACUCUCAAUCCAAGAAUUAAAAGUCACUUCAUUCCCCAAUGAAGACAUUAUCGUAGUAACCCACAAUUAUGAAUAAUUCACUCUCCAACAAAAAUAUCAGUUAUACUAUUUUUCUAGUGUCUCCUAACACUUGGAUAAAAAAAGAUAACUAGAACUCAAAUACUAUGAAUCAAAUCCCAAACCAAGUUUUCAUAUUUCCCACAUUCAGUAAGUCAUGUCAUAUUUUUCAAAGUCACAAAACCCCUUCACUGUUGGCUACUAUUUCUAUCCUAAAAAGUUCAAUGAACUGAUUCAGUUUGAUGCAUUAAUUAGCAACGCCAAUUUCAAUUACAUUCCCAUGGACUUUCGAUUCUACAAUAAAUACAUACAAAUUAAUGUUUUGUUCCAUAGAGUCAUGGAUAUCUACAAGAAAAAGGAAAUCAACAUGAAGCAGAAUGAGGUUGAAUUGUUUCAACAGAACUAUGACAAAUUUGUAACAGAAAACGCAGAAAUACCUGUGAUUGACUAAGUUGAAUGUUUAAAGACGUUAAUUUAGAGAGACGAACUUAAUGUCAAAUUGCAAUCUAUCUUCGCCAGUCCCCAAUUCCAAAAUGCUGUAUAGGAACAUCACAUCAAGAUUAUGACUCCUGAACAAGUUCUCUAUGACAAUAUUGGUGAACCUCAAGAGUUGUAAAAUCUCAAAUACCCACUCAUUGUGAAAAGUAAAUAAGGAGCCUUGACAGCAAAUUGCCAUAUCAUGGCUAUUGUAGUAAACGAGAAGGGACUCAGGGAAUUGUUUAAGCAUGAAUAAUUUAAAGGCUAAUUGAUUUUGCAGUAAAUUAUUAACCAUAACAGCAUUAUCUACAAAAUAUAUCAAUUGGGAAGUAAAAUGAUUGUGCAAAAACGCAAAUCCAUCCCCAACAUAGAAAUUCACAAUUUCAAAUUUGAAGAAGGUUUUUACAUUUUCGAUACUCAAAAAGACUUGUUUAAAAAUGUUUCGCAAUGUCUGAAAGAGGUGGACGAAGGAGUUCAUGAAUGCUCAAAUGAAGAUCAAUUGCUUAAACAGAUGGAAUUAUUAUCCUCGAUAAUAGCUAAGGAGUUUAAAUUGCAUCUCUUUGGCUUUGAUAUAAUUGGUAUGAAUUGGGAGUUCUAUAUAAUUGAUAUAAAUCAUUUUCCAGGAUACAAGAAUGUUGAAAAUGCUAGGGAACUGUUUGAGUAGUUAUUUCUGUAAGUAUCAAAAAAGUGA
This is a messenger RNA of Paramecium tetraurelia, 1449 nucleotides long. RefSeq lists its product as uncharacterized. The record is from RefSeq and is a predicted model, not a curated record. The transcript is spliced from 4 exons. Gene Ontology annotation, cellular component: cytoplasm. Lineage: Eukaryota; Ciliophora; Oligohymenophorea; Peniculida; Parameciidae. Gene Ontology annotation, molecular function: inositol-3,4,5,6-tetrakisphosphate 1-kinase activity; inositol-1,3,4-trisphosphate 6-kinase activity; inositol-1,3,4-trisphosphate 5-kinase activity. Gene Ontology annotation, biological process: inositol trisphosphate metabolic process.